UUUGAAUAUGAAUAUGUAGGGGGUUGGAGAACAUUGACUGGUUGAGGAGCUGGAUUGUCCUGCAGGGCGCAUUAUGUCUUUCAUUAGUCUCAUUGCAGGGGGAGGGGAGUGCAAGUGCAGAAAAGAGGGGAUUUAACAUUCAACCAGUCCAGCAGGCACUCAAAUAACAUGCAAAUGGAGAAAAACGAGAGUCACAUUUACCUGAUGACAAUAAUGAGAUCAGGUCUUACCCAAAGCAGAGGUGAGGAAGAGGAGGAAGAGCAGAGGAGAGAGGCGAGUCGUUUGUUUAGUUUGUGUCCUGCUGGGAAGAAGUUCCGCAGCAAGCCUCAGCUAGUGCGUUACCUAGGCAACUCCAUGGACCUCAGCUCGUUUGAUUUUCGCACCGGAAAGAUGCUUAUGAGUAAACUGAACAAGAACAGGCAGCGGCUCCGCUAUGACAUCAACAGUCAAACAAAGGGCAAACCAGACCUAAACACAUCUCUCCCAGUGCGACAGACUGCGUCUAUCUUCAAGCAACCAGUAACGAAAGUCACCAACCACCCGAGCAACAAAGUCAAAACAGACCCACAGAAAGCCGUCGACCAGCCAAGACAGCUGUUUUGGGAGAAGAAGCUGAGUGGCCUUAAUGCUUAUGACAUUGCUGAGGAGCUGGUAAAGACCAUGGACCUCCCAAAAGGUUUACAGGGUGUUGGUCCUGGAUGCACAGAUAGGACACUGCUGUCUGCCAUUGCCAGCGCUCUGCACACCAGUUCUGCUCCCAUCACUGGCCAGCUGUCUGCAGCUGUGGAGAAAAACCCUGGAGUAUGGCUAAACACGGCCCAGCCACUCUGUAAAGCCUUCAUCGUUACAGACGAGGACAUCAGGAAACAGGAGGAGCUUGUGUACAAUGUGAGGAAGCGGUUGGAGGAGGCUCUUAUGGCCGAUAUGUUGGCUCAUGUAGAGGAGGCAUCCAGCGGGGGAGAGGUGAUUAAGGAUGAGGGAAACGGCCAUGAUGAUAAAGAGGAUGUAUAGCAAAGGUCCGCUAUAUGCAUCUGAACUACCUGUAUACAGGUUUACCAACUGUAUCAUCUAACCCGGACCAGAACUUCGCACUCCAUCAGAUCAGCUCAACACCUUUACCAAGAUGCUGUAGUCCUGCUCUGAAGGACACUGAUCUAAACCCACUGGUUGGGAUUUCUUUUGAAGACUUUUUUUCUUUUGUCUGUUUGUUUUAGCCAUCGUUCUUUGUUAAUAUGUAUGUUUUUAUUGUGUAGUUGAACAAAUCAUUUGCAGAUUUUUGUUGAAAUUGGCACAUACAACCUUGUUUUUUUGAGAGUCUAUGGAAGUGGUAUAACAAUCAAUUGAAACAUAAAUCAUCCAGUCUAAUUGAGCAUACGUUCGAGGAUUUAAUCAAACUGCUGAGACUUUAAAACCACAGAAGAGUGCAGUGCAAUAUACAGCAUUGUUGAAGGACACAUGUGAAACUGCAAAUUUCUUAAAAGUUCGCACAAACCAAAUUGCACAUAAAAUAUAAGAUGGUAAAGGUUCAGCAUUGUUGGGCAAGUUUACAGUUUCUCAAAACUCAAAUUUAUAUUAGUAAAAUGAUCAGUUCAGUAUUACACAUUAAUUGCUUCGAUUUGGUUUGUUCUUAACUGCCACAGAGUUAUUUGUAGAUUUGCAGUUUGUUAGUGUAUUUACAUUAUUAGGUGAUCUUAAAGCUGCAGUACAUAACUUUUUUUUUUCAAUCUGUAGUAGUUGCAUUAUUGAGUUACUGGGGAAAAACUAUAACAUGGUGUUCUUUUGGUGCUGCAAGUUACCCUGAUUAAAUCUUAGUUAAAAGUCAGAGUUGUCAGAUUUGUCAGAGUUUUUAGGCUUAUUUGCAUUGUGGUGAUUUAGAAUUGUGUUGACUUAAAAUGCUGGACCAGCAUCAGAUUCGACUUGAAAUUACAGUAAAGAUGUCUGUAUUGGAUUAACAUAAUAUUGGUAACCUUUAAUAUUAUAGAACCUUUAAUAUUGAAAUUGAAAAUGGGGCAAAACAGGAUUGGAACAUCCGUGCUUAAAUCAAAUGGCUGCCAGUCAUUUGUGUGGUGCUUAAUUGUGUUAUGUGAUCGACCAGAGGAAUCUUUGAAUAUGUAAAUAUCCAAAAUGUUUUUAAUUUUUUAAUGCAGCUAACAUAAAAACAACUUUAAUCUAAAGUGCGAAUAUUAGGCAAAAGUCUUGGUUAACUAUGUUUAGUUUGAUUAAAAUACUACUUUAAAGCAGCAAUAUGUUACUCCUGAGCUAAUGUGUAUUGAAGAAAUAUUUUCUUACAAGCAUCAGUUGUCCAACACAGACUAAUAAUAUCAGUAAUAUUUAAGGUGGGACAUAAUUCAUUGUAACAACUGAGUCUAAACAAUUACACCAAAUCUGACCCUGACGCUCUUGACUGAAUAAAUAUUUUCAGUUUUUCCAGAGAAACAAACAGUUGUUUUGUUUCCAUAGUGCAUCUUUAAAUAAUAUUCUUUUAUGCUGUUCAUAAAGUUUUGAAUGAAUGCACAUUGCUCGAUUGUAACUGUUUUUGUGUCUGCGUGUGUGCGUGUUAAUUGUACGGUUAUAAAUCAACAUGUCAGCUGUUCAGUUUAUUACGACAUUUUACAAAGUAAAGUGUUUCUGUACGUUUAA
Molecule: messenger RNA, 2640 nt
Organism: Trichomycterus rosablanca
Lineage: Eukaryota; Metazoa; Chordata; Actinopteri; Siluriformes; Trichomycteridae
Gene: mbd3b
Product: methyl-CpG binding domain protein 3b
Exons: 9
Coding region: 169-1011 (280 amino acids)
Biological process (GO): DNA methylation-dependent constitutive heterochromatin formation; negative regulation of transcription by RNA polymerase II
Cellular component (GO): nucleus
Molecular function (GO): methyl-CpG binding
Source: RefSeq, a predicted model, not a curated record